CGCCGCCGCGCAGGAGUAACGGAUUACAUGUUCCAUGCGCAUCAGCCAUUUCCAACGCCUGCCGAUGAGAUUGAUUGAUUGAUUGAAACCUUUAUGGGGAAAAUCAGUUUUCAAACAGCUCAUGACAUCUAAAAAGAGGAAGAUAAACAGAAAACAUGAGCCGCCGUAUCUACAUGUGAAGGAAUGUCUUGGAACAGUUUGGGAAACACCCUCUCAAACUACUGUCACUAUCAAACCUCAAGAACUUUACUCCGCUGCGCUUUUUCUGUCCCACCUUUGAAACUUCAGCCGAGAUAAUAUUUAACCGCAAAGCAUAUGUGUGGCACCACUAGUAUAGUCCACUGCGUCGUUUAGGCAGUGGUUUUGGACAAUUAUUGGAUUAUUUCACGCCUUUGGCAGAAACAAUGGUUUCCAUCGCCAAGGUGCUCCUCGGGGUCCUUGGGGUUGCAGUGGUCGUGAUUUUAAUAGUGGUUCCCACGGUUAUUUUCUUAAACGAGGAGAGUCCGGACGACAGGAGGACUUUCACCCUGGAUGACGUUUUCAACAGCUCCCUGAAGCCCAGGUCAUACAGCAUCAGGUGGAUCUCAGAUCAUGAGUAUCUCCAUAGAUCCCAGGGCGCCGUCUUCCUUCAGAAUGUUGACACCAACACCAGCACAGAACUCCUGAGCAGCGACAAGUUUACUGAAAAGGGAGCGUAUGACUAUCAGCUGUCUGCUGACCGCAAAUAUGUUGCGUUCAUGAGCAAUUACACAAAGCUGUGGAGGCAUUCAUUCUUAGCGACGUAUUCGCUGUAUGACCGACUGGCAAACAAAUUUAUCCCUGCAUCUGACAUUCCUGAUGACGUCCAGUACUUCGCCUGGGCUCCUGAAGGGCACAAGUUGGCCUUUGUCUGGGAGAAUAACAUCUAUGUAAAGACCAGCCCUGUGUCGCCACGGGUGCAGGUCACCUUCAGCGGGCGCAUGAAUGACAUUUCCAACGGGAUUCCAGAUUGGGUGUAUGAAGAGGAGAUGUUCUCGUCCAACCAGGCCCUGUGGUGGUCACCUGGAGGGAAAUACGUGGCCUAUGCCGUGUUCAAUGACACUCAGGUUCACAUGAUAGAGUACUCCUGGUAUGGUAAUUACCAGUACCCAACUACUGUUUUCAUCCCAUAUCCUAAGCCAGGUACUCCCAACCCAGUAGUGAAACUCUUUGUUGUGGACACUGACGAUGUGAAAAACAUUACAGAAGUUGUUGUUCCAGCCUCAUUCAGCUCAGAUGAGCACUACUUGGCCUCUGUUACUUGGGCGACUGAUAACCGCUUGGCUGUUCAGUGGCUUAAGAGGAUACAGAACCACCUCAUCCUCCAGAUCUACAGCUUCAGCGGAUCUAGUUGGGAUCCUAAUGAGAAACUGGAGGUGAAGAGCAGCACUGGUUGGGUUGGACGGUUCUCGCCACCAGAACCAAGCUUUGCUGCAGACAAGAACAGCUAUUACCUCAUCAUGAGCGAUGAGAGCCAGUACAAGCACAUCCACCACGUGGUUGAGGGAACAGCCAGACCCAUCACCUCCGGACAGUGGGAGGUCAUCGACAUUCUGAAAGUCACCACAGACAGUGUAUAUUUUACAAGCAAUGAAAAUGGUGGCAAGCCAGGAGGAAGGAAUGUUUACAAGUGGAGCAUACGGGCCACACCUGGACAGGACAGGAAAUGUCUGACCUGUGCAUUUAGUGACGAGUGUGAAUAUAACUUGGCUUACUUCAGUAGCAAUGCCUCAUACUACCGUCUGAGCUGCAACGGUCCCGGCAUCCCUUACCAUGCUCUCAUGGAUACCACAACCAAUUCACAGCUCCGGGCUUUAGAGGAGAACACUGCAUAUGCUCAGAACAUAGACCAAAUUGCGAUGCCUACGACGCGUCGAGAGACAAUCAAACUGGACAAAUACAAUCUAUGGUAUCAAAUGACUUUACCUCCAGGGUUUGACGAGUCCAAGAAGUACCCUCUACUGAUAGAUGUAUACGCAGGGCCUUGCAGUCAGAAAGUGGACUACAGACACAGAGUGAGCUGGUCCACCUACCUCGCCAGCACAGAGAAAAUCAUUGUUGCAAGCUUUGAUGGAAGAGGGAGCGGUUACCAGGGCGACCGCUUGAUGCAUGAGAUCUACAAACGUCUGGGAACCUAUGAGGUGGAAGAUCAGAUAACAGCAGCUAAGGAAUUCAUCAAUAUGGGAUUCAUUGACAAAGACAGAGUUGCCAUUUGGGGAUGGUCCUACGGGGGAUAUGUCACUUCAAUGGCUUUGGGUGCUGGAAGUGGCGUUUUCAAAUGUGGGAUGGCAGUGGCUCCAGUGUCCAAGUGGGAAUAUUAUGAUUCCAUCUACACAGAGCGCUACAUGAUGCAGCCCUCGGAGAAUCAGGAGUUCUAUGCCAGCUCAACUGUGACUGCCAGGGCCAAGGACUUCCACUCAGUGCAGUAUCUUCUGAUUCAUGGAACAGCUGAUGAUAAUGUUCAUUUCCAGCAGGCAGCAGAGAUCUCCGAAGCUUUGGUGGAAGAGCAGGUGGACUUUGAAGCCAUGUGGUACACCGACAAGGAUCAUGGACUCGAGGGCUCAGCCAAUAAACACGUCUACACACACAUGAGUCACUUCCUCCUCAGAUGCUUUGCAUGAAAUUUAGCAAGAACUCUUUUCUGGAGAUUUUCUAAUGUAAAUAAAAAAAUUAUUGGAAAGAUAAAGACGGGAAAUGAAGAAGUGAAAAAUGGUCCAAGCUAGGAUUUCAUGUGUGUGCUUGUGGAAUGUUGCCAUGCAACAUGUGAAAAUGGACAUUUCUGCUUUUACCAAUGAACAUGAAAAUGUUAUUCAUUUUUUACAUUUUGUAAGUUUAAUAUUUUCAAAAGUCUUAAACUGAAGAACAACAUAAGUAUUGUACUGUAAUAUGUUGGAUUAAUCGUGGUAAUAUUUUGUCUGUAAAACUUUAGCGCUUGUACAUCCAGAAAUCUCUGCAAAAUUGUGUAAAGUAAUGCAUAAGAGGCACCAAAUCAAUCUCAUAAGGUUUUACUAAAUUUACAGGAUUAUUUAAUUUUUGUUGUAUUCAUAUUUUCUUAAUUCAUGAAAAAUGAAAUGCUCAUAUUGAGAAACAUUGAA
This is a messenger RNA of Cololabis saira (Pacific saury), 3113 nucleotides long. RefSeq names its product dipeptidyl peptidase 4-like. Lineage: Eukaryota; Metazoa; Chordata; Actinopteri; Beloniformes; Belonidae. The coding region runs from base 405 to 2639 and encodes 744 amino acids. Gene Ontology annotation, biological process: proteolysis. The transcript is spliced from 26 exons. Gene Ontology annotation, molecular function: dipeptidyl-peptidase activity; serine-type endopeptidase activity. The record is from RefSeq and is a predicted model, not a curated record.